Messenger RNA from Macrosteles quadrilineatus (aster leafhopper), 2717 nucleotides. RefSeq names its product hepatocyte nuclear factor 4-gamma-like. The record is from RefSeq and is a predicted model, not a curated record. Bases 120 to 1553 code for a protein of 477 amino acids. NCBI's taxonomy places the organism in Eukaryota, Metazoa, Arthropoda, Insecta, Hemiptera, Cicadellidae. Gene Ontology annotation, biological process: regulation of transcription by RNA polymerase II; anatomical structure development; cell differentiation. Gene Ontology annotation, molecular function: zinc ion binding; nuclear steroid receptor activity; nuclear receptor activity. Gene Ontology annotation, cellular component: nucleus. The transcript is spliced from 11 exons.
AGCUGUUGGACUUUGCGUACUUUUCCAAACCAGUUGUAGUGUUUUGUGCAAGUCAAUUUUGAGGUUAUUUUUUUGUUGUAUCUUAACGUAGGUUGUGAGUGAUCUUUUGUACUUCCACAAUGCCGGAUACCUUUUUACUCAACGGUGGUGUGAUUUUGGACAUAUCCGGGUCAACAGUGUCUACGUUUGAUGCAAGAGAUGCGGAGCUGGGACUGUGUGGAGUGUCGGGGGUGGGAGGGAUGUUGGCUCUGGGACAAUACUGUGCCAUUUGUGGUGACAGAGCCACAGGCAAACACUACGGCGCGGCCAGCUGUGAUGGCUGCAAGGGGUUCUUCCGUCGGUCGGUGCGGAAAAACCAUGUGUAUUCUUGCAGGUUUCACAGAAAUUGCAUCGUUGACAAAGACAAGCGGAACCAGUGUCGUUACUGUAGACUGAGGAAGUGUUUCAAGGCUGGAAUGAAAAAAGAAGCUGUCCAGAAUGAGAGGGACAGAAUCAGCUGUCGUCGGCCGAGCUAUGAAGAGGCUGUCUCUAACAACGGGCUGUCAGUCACAUCGCUGUUGAAUGCGGAAAUGUUGUCCCGGCAAGUCGGUGCAGCAAUGGAGAUGAACAACGACUACGACCUAACUAACAAAUCAAUAGCCAACAUCAGCGAUGUGUGUGACUCAAUGAAACAACAGUUGCUGUACUUAGUGGAGUGGGCAAAAUACAUCCCUGCCUUUACAGAGCUUACACUGGAUGAUCAGGUAGCCUUACUGAGAGCCCACGCAGGGGAACAUCUGUUGUUGGGGCUGGCGCGUCGCUCGAUGCACCUCAAAGACGUUCUUCUGUUGGGAAACAACUGCGUCAUUACCCGGUAUUGCGCAGAAGCUGGAAUAGCACCCGACCUAGACAUCACCCGAGUUGGUACCCGAGUGAUGGAUGAACUAGUCCGUCCCUUCAUGGAGGUGCAGAUAGACGACACAGAGUUUGCCUGCUUAAAAGCCAUCGUCUUCUUCGACCCAAAUGCCAAAGGUUUAAGUGACCCUUCUCGCAUAAAGAGUCUGCGUUACCAGAUACAGAUCAAUCUGGAGGACUACAUCAGCGACCGACAGUACGACUCACGUGGUCGUUUCGGCGAACUGCUGCUCACGUUGCCCGCACUGCAGUCCAUCACGUGGCAAAUGAUUGAGCAGAUUCAAUUCGCCAAACUGUUCGGAGUCGCCAGAAUCGACAGUUUACUGCAAGAAAUGCUGCUAGGAGGAAUGGACAAGAAUAUCAUGAUGACCACAAUGCUUGUUGCACCUGUAUCGGGGGUUGCAGGCGCUAGUGCGGAGAGCACCAAUGGUGGGGCUGGCGCAGGCGUGGCACAGUGUGGCACCAACAGCGUAGGCAGUUACCAGAGCAGCGGGGGUUCACCUGAGAGUCACUGUGCACUGAGCCCCGUCAACAGUCCGGCGGGGCAACACAACGGGGCAGAACACGACACUUCCACCAUACUGCGUGAUCUCAAUCAGCCCGACUACAGGAUGGCUUUCAAACAGGAGCCCAGUUUGGAGGGGGACUCGACCUAUUGACUUAUUGACCUUCAACGGAACUAUCCCUAGGGUUACUUUAAGGAUUUACAUAUUAUUUACUUAGAGUGUUUAUUUCGUUAUAGAAGAAAUAAUUUAUUUAUUUUUGCAGUAAAAGCCAGAUAUGUUUGUGUCACAACUUCGGGGCCGGAAAGAUUGUAAAAGUUAGUUAAACUCGUCGGGUCACUCGCAGACUCGAGUUGUAUCACAGUCAUCGUGCAGGGAAUUUCUUAGUUUAAACUUUAUUUCUAACAGUAUUUAGUAACAUGUGUAAGUGUUUCAUCAGAUUCAACUCGGUCUAGAACGCUCUGAACAGAUUUACUACACAGAAUUUGAUUCGUAAAUAGUCAAUAUGGUCUCGUUGUAUUGAAAUGGUGGCCGUUAAAGCUUAUGGCUAUGUAAGAUAUUUAGUAUAUUUUUUUUAACGGCUGCCGUUUGAAAACAAUAGAGAUUGCAUUUUUAUGUUUAUUUGUACUGUGAUAAAAAUAGUAUUACUUUUAUUAAGUGUGGAGUAAACCUGGUCAAGUUUUCUAGAUCGGUUUGGUUUAUAAACACGUAAACGACAUGUUUGUUACUCUAAGCCAAAGAUGAUGUAGACUUUUUUCAAAAUCGAUGUUGAUUUUAAAGAUUAUUUAUUAACUGCAGCUAAUGCAGUUUGUCGACAACAUUAGUUUACUUUAUUCUUUAAAAAAGUUUUUUAUUGACUUAUCACAAAAAGGGAAUUAGAAUUAUGUUCCAUUAUAUAAAAUAAAUACUGUAACAUUAUUCAAUUGUAAUUUGAUUAAUUUUGUUCCAAAGUUCCGAUUGAUUUUACAAUUUCUGACGCAAUACAAAUUAUUUCAUCCAUCCAUGAAAUCAUAGUGUUGUUUAUAUUUCUAAGUGCCUUGUGUAACUGUAAUCUUUGUAGUACGUUUUGUACAAGUGUCUAUUCUCAAUUCACCACUAUGCCUUUGCUUCACAAACUCUUGGAACUACAAUAAUAGUGAAUAUUGUAGUUGAGUAAAACAGGGUCUAAAGGCAAGUCGAUUAUUGUCAACUCUUUAAGGUUUUUAUUUGUGUCUUUGUCAAAGUUUAAUUUGUUUUAAAUUAGCUCAAUAAAUAUUUGUAGAUAGUUGAUUUUUUAUGUUAAUGUUCUGAUACUCGAUGUAAUAAAUAUAUUGAACAUUG